Molecule: messenger RNA, 621 nt
Organism: Malassezia globosa CBS 7966
Lineage: Eukaryota; Fungi; Basidiomycota; Malasseziomycetes; Malasseziales; Malasseziaceae
Exons: 1
Coding region: 1-621 (206 amino acids)
Biological process (GO): translation; maturation of SSU-rRNA from tricistronic rRNA transcript (SSU-rRNA, 5.8S rRNA, LSU-rRNA)
Cellular component (GO): cytosolic small ribosomal subunit; ribosome
Molecular function (GO): structural constituent of ribosome
Source: RefSeq, a predicted model, not a curated record
AUGGGUAUUACACGGGACUCGCGUCACAAGCGGUCAGCCACUGGUGCUCGCCACGCCUACUACCGCAAGAAGAGGGCCUUUGAGCUUGGUCGUCAGGCGGCUAACACCCGUCUUGGACCCAAGCGUAUUCACGAUGUGCGCGUGCGCGGCGGUAACAUUAAGCCGCGUGCUAUGCGCCUUGACAGCGGCAACUUUGCUUGGGGCUCAGAACACAUUACGGCGAAGACCCGUAUCCUGGGUGUUGUGUACAAUGCCUCGAACAACGAGCUUGUUCGUACUAACACGCUUGUGAAGGGUGCCGUUAUUCAGAUUGAUGCUACUCCAUUCCGCAUGGCGUAUGAGAAGCACUAUGGUCAGCCUGUGACGAAGCGCCGUGUGCCGGGCGCCGCCCCUAUGGAAGAGGUCAAGAGGAGCAACCAUGUGGAACGCAAGCUCGCGGAGCGCCGCAAGGACGGCAAGCUCGACCCACUUGUUGAGCAACAGUUCGCGGCUGGUCGCUUGUACGCUGUGAUUGCAAGCCGCCCUGGUCAGUCGGGCCGUGCUGACGGUUACAUUCUUGAGGGUUCGGAGCUCGAAUUCUACGUUCGUCGUCUCCGUUCGGCCAAGUCGAAGCACACCUAA